CACCAGGACUCCAAACAACGAUCUGACAAACAUGAGACGAAAGACAAGGCGUUAAUAUAGGCCAGAUGGAAUAAGCCGCAGCUGCCGCUGAUCAGUAAUCAGCGGCGACGCCCACACAGAACAAUCAGGUGAUACACCCCACAACCUACACACAGACAACCAGGUGAAACUAUGUAUCAAUGAACAGUGACAGAACUCUACAAAGGGGAGGUUGGCUUUCAGCAGCAGUCAUCAUUGUUUGCUUCUUUUCAAAAGAUCUUGGCACAAGAGGGCUGCAGUAAACUUCAGGAAUAUUACAGUGCAGUGUCCUCUGUGCACCAACAGCUCUGUGCAGCCCCUGAUGCAUCUCACUACAUGUAUCUGAAGAGUAACGUGAGCUCCUUGAGGCUGAGGCUGCACUCAGAAAUCCCCACAACAUUAAAAGCUUCUUAUCUGUACCAGUGUCUGCAGUGAUCAAUUUAGGAGACAGUUUGGAAAGCUUGGAAAAGAUACACAAAGUGAUAAUGACUUUUGUGGAAACACCUUCGGAUCAGUUGCCAGGGACAUUUGAUGUGGGCAAAGCAGAGCAUCUGUCCAUCACAUUCAGAUAUCUUCAAGAAAAAGCUAUUUUUGUGAAGUCAUGCAAAGAAAUUAUUAGCAAAGUAUCAUGGUUUGGAAUCGAGCACCUUCUUUAUGAUGCCUCUAAGGUUCUUGUAUGGCAAGACAUGAGUCAUGGUGCACCAAGUGAGGUCCUCAAGACAUAUAAUAAUUCAAACCCGCAGAUUAUUGUUGGGGUGACAGAGUCAGGUGUUACUCUUGUAAACAAAGUGGAACAGCCCCCUCCAUCCAUGGAUGGAGCAGAGACCCCAACAAAACAAACAAGUAAAGCUGUUCAGAAACAAAAAGGUUUGCAGUUAUGGACAUCCUCACAACCCAGUGUUGCAAAGAGUGUAAAGGCUGACAAUGGUGUGGCUUAUAAAAUGGCUAAAAGGAGAGUGGAUCCAGGGCAUUGGGGAAUGGUUGAGAGCACUGCUGCAGACUGGAAUGCCUCUCACUUAGUCCCACCUUCACCUUCGACAUCUCAUGCACACUCUGAAAUAAAUUAUUUUAAUCUGUCUAAUAGACAAGCAACUUUAUCACAUUCUGAUGAGAGGAGAUAUAUAGCAGACAUACAAAGACCUCAACAGCCUUCAGUCUCGGCUCCCCAAGCAACUUUACGAGGAGAUUCUUGUGUUACACAUCUAACAUGUGACAGUGUUAAAUACCAACAAACUAACACUGCACCACAUUCUCCUGUGCUGUCACAAGAUCAAGUAAACCAGUUCAGGCUUUGA
This is a messenger RNA of Carassius gibelio (silver crucian carp), 1313 nucleotides long. RefSeq lists its product as uncharacterized. The record is from RefSeq and is a predicted model, not a curated record. Bases 504 to 1313 code for a protein of 269 amino acids. Lineage: Eukaryota; Metazoa; Chordata; Actinopteri; Cypriniformes; Cyprinidae. The transcript has 4 exons.